UAGAGCUCCUUGGAAAUUUUGAUAGUGGCGGGUCCCUUAGAAUCGAUAACAUCAAACCGCCGUAACUUUUUUAUUAUCAACCAAGUCGCUACCAAUACCUACUGGGCCUCCAUAUCUAUAUAAUACAACAUUCCCAAUUCAAUUCGCUGAACCUGAAAUUGGAGUACGGAUCAAAUCUUAGAGAACCCUUUAUAAUUACUUCGCAAGUCCCUUUUGAGGGCAAAUCCAUUCAUCAUGCCUCAAAACGAGUACAUGGAGCGUUUCCGCAAGACGCACGGCCGGCGUCUGGACCACGAGGAGCGCAUGCGCAAGCGGGAAGCGCGCGAGGGCCACAAGGCGUCCAAGGACGCGCAGAACCUGCGGGGCCUGCGGGCGAAGCUGCACCAGGCGAAGCGGCACAAGGAGAAGAUCCAGAUGCGGAAGCAGAUCAAGGCGCACGAGGAGCGCAACGUCAAGUCCGCCUCCGAGAACGACCCCAAGACCCCGCUCCCCAACUACCUGCUCGACCGCUCCAACCCGUCCCAGGCGAAGGCCCUCAGCACCGCCGUCAAGAACAAGCGCGCCGAGAAGGCCGCCAAGUUUGCCGUCCCCUUGCCCAAGGUGCGCGGCAUCAGCGAGGAGGAGAUGUUCAAGGUCGUUAGUACCGGGAAGAAGGUCGCUAAGAAGAGCUGGAAGCGCAUGGUUACCAAGCCGACGUUCGUCGGGCCAGAUUUCACCCGGCGGCCUGUCAAGUACGAGCGUUUCAUACGGCCUAUGGGUUUACGAUACAAGAAGGCCAACGUGACGCACCCGGAGCUCGGCGUGACGCUGCAGCUGCCCAUCGUCAGCGUGAAGAAGAACCCGCAGCAGCCGCUGUACACGCAGCUCGGCGUCCUGAGCAAGGGCACCAUCAUCGAGGUCAACGUCUCCGAGCUCGGCCUCGUCACCGCCGGCGGCAAGGUCGCCUGGGCCCGCUACGCCCAGAUCACCAACAACUGCGAGAACGACGGCUGCGUCAACGCUGUCCUGCUGGUUUGACGUGGUUGUGCGCCUGUGCAUGCAUGUAUGCAUGCGUAGGUACAUACAACUCCCCAUUCGUCUGAGAGUUAACUAAGGAAAAUGUCGAAUGGGAGGGGGAGGGGAGAAGGAUGGC
This is a messenger RNA of Daldinia caldariorum, 1132 nucleotides long. RefSeq names its product ribosomal protein S8e. The transcript has 3 exons. Gene Ontology annotation, biological process: maturation of 5.8S rRNA; maturation of LSU-rRNA. The record is from RefSeq and is a predicted model, not a curated record. Gene Ontology annotation, cellular component: preribosome, large subunit precursor; nucleolus. NCBI's taxonomy places the organism in Eukaryota, Fungi, Ascomycota, Sordariomycetes, Xylariales, Hypoxylaceae. The coding region runs from base 235 to 1017 and encodes 260 amino acids.